Phoenix dactylifera (date palm) is the source of this 1066-nucleotide messenger RNA. Its product is annotated as expansin-B11-like. The record is from RefSeq and is a predicted model, not a curated record. Gene Ontology annotation, biological process: sexual reproduction. NCBI's taxonomy places the organism in Eukaryota, Viridiplantae, Streptophyta, Magnoliopsida, Arecales, Arecaceae. Gene Ontology annotation, cellular component: extracellular region.
AAUCGCUGAACUCCUUCCAAUUAAGCUAUCAAUUAAACCACUAGUUACGGCUAAUACCCGAGUCUCCUAAUACUUGCAGUCGCAGGAGAGUGAGCACGGAAAGAUGGCUGCUUCUCUCCUGGCUAGUUUUGUUACCUUGUCGUGCCUCUUCACCGUGAGCUUCUGCUUCCAAACCAAACGCUUUUCUCUGCCGAUGGCCGGACGUGACUGGUCGCCGGCCGGAGCAACUUGGUAUGGAAGUCCCCAGGGAGCCGGAAGUGAUGGGGGAGCUUGUGGAUAUGGGAAGGCUGUGGAAGAAGCCCCCUUUUCUGCCAUGAUUUCCGCUGGAAGUCCUUCUAUCUUUGAGUCGGGCAAAGGAUGCGGUUCUUGCUAUCAGGUGAGGUGCACCACCCACAAGGCAUGUUCAGGGAAGCCGGUGACGGUCGUGAUCGCCGACUUCUCGUGCCCCGUCGGUGUAUGCUACAAAGAACCCGCUCAUUUCGAUUUUAGCGGCACCGCGUUUGGGGCGAUGGCCCUGCCGGGCAUGGCCGAUGAGCUGCGGCACGCUGGAUACCUGCAUAUCGAAUACUCGAGAGUUGCAUGCGAGUAUCCAGGCAAGACGAUCACCUUCCAUGUGGGAACUGGUUCCAAUCCCUACUACCUCGCAGUGGUGGUGGAGUUCGAGGACGGAGACGGAGACUUGGCUGCUGUGGAUAUUAAGGAGGGUUCUGGUGAGUGGCGCCCCAUGAGACAAUCAUGGGGUGCGGUAUGGAGGCUCGACCCUGAAUCGGCGCUCCAUGGGCCAUUCUCGAUUCAGUUGACGUCGAAGUACUCCGGCAAGAAGCUGGUCGCCAACAACGUGAUUCCGGAGGGGUGGAAGGCGGGAGCCACCUACCGGUCUUUUGUCAACUAUAGCUAGCUAUGAGAAUACUUAUGUAUGUCUCCACCUACCAUACUAUAUAUAUGGAGAGAGAGAGAGCGCAUGCAGUCGCUAAGCAUGCCUGUGUAUGGUUCUAUUAUUGUACUUCUAUUUUGAUGAUCCGAGUGAUCUAAUUAAUAUUAAUGGAUCGGUGAUGGGUUAUGUUUA